UCCCGCCCCUACAGAGUCGCCCCACCUACUAGGUGUCGCCGGCUCGAUGACGCGCGGCGCAGGCGCAGUGGGUCCACGACGCCAGGACGGUUCCUAGCAUUCUUGAAAUCAUCCGUGCCUUCUGCCUGGGAAAAGAUGGUCAACGUCUUGAAAGGAGUGCUUAUUGAAUGCGAUCCCGCCAUGAAGCAGUUCUUGCUGUACUUGGAUGAGUCCAAUGCCUUGGGGAAGAAGUUCAUCAUUCAGGACAUCGAUGACACACAUGUCUUUGUCAUCGCAGAGCUGGUUAAUGUCCUCCAGGAGCGAGUAGGGGAGCUGAUGGACCAGAAUGCCUUUUCUCUGACCCAGAAGUGAAAAUUCUAGAUGUUGAGCACUUGGGAAUUACAAGCACAGGCAUGAAAGAGAGGGCCCAUUCGGUGUCUCAUACGACGUUUUAGACUUUUUAUGAGCAUUUUGUGGGAAAGGCUGCAGGAGCAUCUCAUCAGAUGAAAGCUUCUAACUGAUUUUGUUGGACCAUUAAAAAUAAUCUUUUUAAAGAAGAACUUUAACAAUUGGCUGCAAUUUGGCUUUUACUAUUUUUUAUUAAAAUGUAAUCAUAGUUGUGCUGGUGAGAUAGAUGGUUCAAUUGGUAAAGGCCUUGGUGACCAGGCCUAACAGCCUGAAUUUGAUCCCGGAGACCUACACAGUAGAAGGGAAGAGCGCCCACAGGUGGUUUUCUGGCCUCUAUGUACCUCCCUCCCACACAAAUAAGUAAAUGUAAUAAAACAUGAUCAUAAA
Molecule: messenger RNA, 774 nt
Organism: Meriones unguiculatus (Mongolian gerbil)
Lineage: Eukaryota; Metazoa; Chordata; Mammalia; Rodentia; Muridae
Gene: Gtf2h5
Product: general transcription factor IIH subunit 5
Exons: 3
Coding region: 136-351 (71 amino acids)
Biological process (GO): transcription initiation at RNA polymerase II promoter; nucleotide-excision repair; nucleotide-excision repair, preincision complex assembly
Cellular component (GO): transcription factor TFIIH holo complex; transcription factor TFIIH core complex
Source: RefSeq, a predicted model, not a curated record